Messenger RNA from Leptosia nina, 1632 nucleotides. The record is from the annotation of a GenBank genome assembly. NCBI's taxonomy places the organism in Eukaryota, Metazoa, Arthropoda, Insecta, Lepidoptera, Pieridae.
AUGUGCGAUAUGCAGAAUAUGCCCGCACAAGACGAUGGCUCUUGCGAAGAAGAUUCUGAGAUGAAUUGGAAUGCAGCCUUCUCCGCAAUGGGUGGUGGAACUCACUUUGUGACUACAGGAGGUCAGAUGCCUGUGACAAAGAUACAGCAGAACCCUAAUAAUGGAACCCAACUGUCACAGGUCGUCGGUAUGGUUGGCGGAGUGAAUAUGGGCGAAAGUGUCCAAUAUGUGCGGACCCUGGACGGCACGACGUUACAAGCCACACCUCAACUUAUAUCUGUACCCAUAACAUUGCCUGGGACUAAACCUGGUGAUCCACAGCCCACAGUUCAGAUUCAAGUCCUGACUCCGAAUCUCAUUCAGCAGCAGCAAACCAAAUAUCAUAUGCAAAUACCUAUUCAGGGAUUCCAGCAAGGCGCUGUGUUAACUGUCGGGUAUUCACCAGAAACUAACGAUGGAAUUCAACUUCUGGGGAACGGAAUGUCUGAAGGUACAUUCAGGAUAAGACCAGGGCUGCAAGUGGUGGCCACGCUGCCUCAGGACAUACAAGUGUUGCAGGACAGCAAGGAACAUACUCAGCAGGCAUUACAGCAGCAGAUGUUCCUGGCGCAAAAUCAUCAAAUCAUAAUAAAUAAUCCGGAAGACAUAAAACCGGUGAUCAACAAUAACAACAACAAUGAGUCUGACGUCAUCAUCAAGGAGGAGGAAUGCGAAGAGAAUGAUGAUGAGGACUCGCAAGGCACUGAGAAUAGCGAUGGACAAAUCUUCAACUCGCAACAGGAUCUCGUCAAAUACUUAUACACGUUGCCACCUCAGCAAACGCAAGGCUUGCCAGUGUCGCUUCAGCAGUUUCUGAGACUGAAUCCAACAGACACAAAGAAGACAAUCAUCAUGGAGAAAGAUAACACGGAAAGUAGCGUGGCGAAUGAUGAAACAGCCGAACAAGACAGCAAAGAUGACAUUCUAACCGAAGGCUCGCCAGCGAAGAAGAAGAAGAAGUACAAGAAGAAACCGGCUCGGCCCGCGAGGCCCAAGCCGGGACAGGUGGUAAUCGCGACGGCAGCGGACGGUUCACCCAUCUACUGCUGCCCCGAGUGCGAGAACGCCUAUCCCGAGAAGGAGCACCUCGAGGUGCAUCUUAGCGUGCACCAGAUCGAGAGGCGGUUCAUAUGCGGGAUCUGUGGGGCGGGACUGAAGCGCAAAGAACACUUGGAGCGUCACAAACUCGGCCACAACCCCGAACGGCCGUAUGUCUGCGGAGUUUGCGGGAAGGGAUUCAAACGACGGGAGCAUUUGAAUUUACAUAUCGUCAUCCACUCGGGAGUCAAGAGCGAGAGAUGUAACGAGUGUGGAAAAGGAUUUUACCGCAAAGACCACCUGCGGAAGCACACAAGAUCGCACGAAAGCAAGCGCGCUAAGGACGAGGCGAACAGUGAAAUGUUUGAGGUCAAACCGUUGCCGGCGCAGAUCAAUACGAAUACUAGUAACGCCAUAUUGCCCGAGAUCACUAUACACGUGCCUACAAGUUCCAACGUCCAAGCGCCCGUACAGAUAAAGAUCCCACAGCACGUGCUGACGUCACUGCGCUCGAAUGAGACUGAUAAUGAGAGCGAAAUUGGCGACAGCGAGUGA